AUGGCUUUAUCUGGGACCACAGGCCUAAAGCAGCCACUUGAGCUGGUUGAAAAUAAUCUAAUGAUUUCCAGGGAAGCCAGAAAAGAAGACAAUGACAAAAAAGGGAAAGAAUCAACCAAAAUUCCAUUAACUGCAUACAAGCCAUGCAACCGAGACAGCACUGACCUCUGUGACUGUCUUUUUGUGAAAAAUCUUGACAGGUUGGCAAAUGGAUACGACCGUGGCGGCGAAAGGAACGAGAAGGACAAGCCACCGGGCCACCGUCAAUCUAUGACAGCUAGGAAUAUGGCUUUAGAUCUUCAUUUCCUUACCAAAAACUCAAAACCUCAAAAAACAAAAAAGUCUCUCUAUAAACCCACAAAUUUCUUAACCCACCUCAAAACCCUAACCACCGCCAAAAUCUCUCUCCACCGCCACUCGUCUACAAUCCCCUCUCGCUUCACCUCCUUGAAAGAAGCCUUGAUUGAACAUCACCGAUGCAAUUGUCGUCUCCAUGUGAUGUUUGGUGGGUCAGGACGGAGAUCUUGCCCUGGUGCUGGAGACAAAGUUGAAGAGGUUUUUGGGUCUGAUGAAUUGGCAUUGGGUCGUGAAGGUGGGGAAGUAGGCAGAGGAGAAAGGCUUGUGGUGAUUCAUGCCACACAUCUUCAGAGCCCAAAAGAAACAUUAUUUCCUAACCCACCUCAAAAUCCUAGCCACCACCACCAAAACCCCCUCCACCGCUCACCACCGUCCAGAAUCUCCGUCCGCUUCCUCUCCUUCUCCUCCCAAGAAGAAGCCGCUGCUGAGCGCCGCCGACGCAAACGUCGUCUCCGCAUUGAACCCCCACUCUCUUCCCUCAACAGAAACCAACAGCAAACCCAACAAAUCCCAAAACCCAUCCAAAACCCCAAUGCCCCAAAACUCCCUGAACCCAUUUCCUCUCUUACAGGCAACCGCUUAAAUCUUCACAACAAGAUUCUAACCCUAAUUCGUGAAAAUGAUCUUGAAGAAGCUGCGCUUUACACGCGCCAUUCGGUUUAUUCGAAUUGUAAGCCAACAAUUUAUACAGUUAAUGCUGUGCUUAAUGCGCAAUUACGCCAAUCAAAAUACUCUGAUUUGCUCUCUUUGCAUAGGUUUAUCACUCAAGCUGGCAUUGCUGCCAAUGUGAUAACUCAUAAUUUACUGUUCCAAACUUAUUUGGAUUGUAGAAAGCCGGAUACUGCGCUUGAUUAUUAUAAACAGAUGGUAAAUGAGGCUCCUUUGAGCCCUUCGCCGACUACUUAUAGGAUUAUGAUUAAAGGAUUGGUGGAUAACGGGAAGUUAGAGAAGGCUUUGGAGUUGAAAGAUGAUAUGAUUGGGAUUAAAGGGUUUUCGCCGGAUCCGGUUAUUUAUCAUUAUUUGAUGGUGGGUUGUGUGAGGAGUGGGGAUUCCGAUUUGGUUUUUAGGCUUUACGAGGAGUUGAAGGAGAAAAUGGGUGGUGAGGUUGUGGGGAAUGGGGUUCUCGUUUACGGGGCUUUGAUGAAGGGGUAUUUUAUGAGAGGGAUGAAGAAGGAGGCGAUGGAGUGUUAUAAUAAGUUUUUAUCAGAGAAUUUGAGGGGUAAGUGGAGUGCCGUUGCUCAUAAUUCGGUGCUUGAUGCGUUGUGUAAGAAUGGUGAGUUUGAUGAGGCGUUGAAGUUGUUUGAGAGUAUGUUAAGAGAGCAUAACCCGCCAAAGAGUUUGGUUGUGGAUUUGGGGAGCUUUAAUGUGAUGGUUGAUGGGUAUUGUUUGGAAGGGAGGUUUAAGGAUGCUAUUGAAGUUUUCUUGAAGAUGGGUGAUUAUAGGAGCAGUCCAGAUACUUUGUCUUUUAAUAAUUUGAUUGAUCAGUUGUGCCAAAAUGGAAUGCUGGUUGAAGCUGAGAAGGUUUAUGGAGAGAUGGAUGGAAAGGGGGUUAAACCGGAUGAGUAUACGUAUGUUCUAUUGAUGGAUACUUGCAUUAAAGAAAAUAGAAUUGAUGAUGGGGCGGCUUACUUUAGGAAAAUGGUUGAAUCGGGGUCAAGACCUAACUUGGCAGUUUAUAAUAGAUUGGUUGAUGAGUUGGUUAAAGUGGGGAAGAUUGAUGAAGCAAAAUCGUUUUAUGAUAUGAUGGUGAAGAAACUCAAGAUGGAUGAUGAGAGCUACAAGUUUAUGAUGAAGACAAUGAGUGAUCUUGGGAAAUUGGAUGAGGUGCUUAAAAUGGCUGAAGGAAUAAUAGAUGAUGAGGAGGCUGAGUUUAGUGAGGAGUUGCAGGAAUUUAUUAAAGGAGAAUUGAGAAAGGAUGGGAGAGAAGAGGAGUUAACAAAACUUAUGGAGGAGAAAGAGAGACUGAAAGCUGAGGCUAAGGCCAAAGAGGUUGAAGCAGCUGAGGCUUCCAAGAGAAGCGCAAAAGCUGUCAUCAACUCUUUAAUUUCAUCCAGUGGAAAAAAGGAAGCUGAGACAGAGUCAGAAGGAGCUAAUGAAAAUGCCAUCGAGGCUUCCUUUUCUAACAAAGAGGCGCCAGUUGAGAAAGGAGAGAGCGUUGAGGAAGCUACUAUUGCAGAGUUUGCUCCCACUGAUGCAAACACAGAGGAGAGAGUAAUUGAAGGUGAUAAUUCGGAUGAGACUGAAAUUAAAAGUGAUGGUGCAACUGAGCAGCAGGUUGCAACUUGA
Messenger RNA from Dovyalis caffra, 2643 nucleotides. The record is from the annotation of a GenBank genome assembly. Lineage: Eukaryota; Viridiplantae; Streptophyta; Magnoliopsida; Malpighiales; Salicaceae.